Messenger RNA from Rhopalosiphum padi (bird cherry-oat aphid), 739 nucleotides. RefSeq lists its product as uncharacterized. Lineage: Eukaryota; Metazoa; Arthropoda; Insecta; Hemiptera; Aphididae. The record is from RefSeq and is a predicted model, not a curated record. The coding region runs from base 106 to 678 and encodes 190 amino acids. The transcript is spliced from 3 exons.
AUAUUAUUAUACGUUUAUUCACUGUUUGAUUCACGUUGAAAUAAGUUGAUAAUUUGACGUAGUAUUAAUGAAAAAAAGCAUAAAUGAAAUUCGUUAGUAAAAAAAAUGAAGAAACCUUCGGUUGUUUUGAUUGCGUUGAUUUUAAUUUUCAAUAUUACAGAUAUAACCUGCAAUGCUUCAGAAACUAUAUUGUGUACAAAUUUAAAUGAUAUAUGUUAUUUUAACGACGAUUGUUGUUCCCAAUAUUGUUUUAAAUCAUAUUUUUGGUUAAGCGGCAUUUGUGACCAAUUAUCAUUGCGAUUUAAUUUUGAUUCAAACCCUAGAGAUCAAAAAGGAAUUUGCGAAUUCCACAUGCAGACAGAUGAAAGUGACAUCGAUUAUUUGAAUGAUGAAUUUGGCGAUAUUAAUGCAGCCCACAAUAGUUUGCCUCCAUAUACACUAAUCAAAGUGUCAUUCGAAACAAGGUCGGUAGUCGUUACAAUAAACGAUCGCAUUCCUAGAACAAAUGGAACACUUUUAGAUUUAUCCAAUGAAGCGGCUCUAAAAUUACAGAUUACAAAUGAAGAAUUUGUGCCAUGUGAAAUCGAAAAAGUGAUACAUCAUAAUCCUAUUCUAAAAAUGAUUUUAUAUACUGUACCAAUUUUGAGUUUUUUCGUGAUUAUGAUUAAUUUAUUUUAAUGUACCUGAUUCACUACCUAUCCCUGAACGUAAAGCUAUUAAAAUUUAAUUAUUGAUUUUA